Stegastes partitus (bicolor damselfish) is the source of this 867-nucleotide messenger RNA. Its product is annotated as proteinase-activated receptor 3-like. The record is from RefSeq and is a predicted model, not a curated record. Gene Ontology annotation, molecular function: G protein-coupled receptor activity. Gene Ontology annotation, cellular component: plasma membrane. The transcript has a single exon. Lineage: Eukaryota; Metazoa; Chordata; Actinopteri; Pomacentridae. Gene Ontology annotation, biological process: phospholipase C-activating G protein-coupled receptor signaling pathway; positive regulation of Rho protein signal transduction. Bases 1 to 867 code for a protein of 288 amino acids.
AUGUUCCUCCAUCUUCGCUCUGAGAGUCUGGCCUCCAACCUCAGCGAGCAUGAGGAUGGGCUCGGCCACUGCGGGGACAUGAGUUUAGGCAUCAUCAUCUGGGCUUCUCUCAGCACCCUCUUCUCCCUGGUUGGGUGUCCGGCAUGCGUCGCCGUCCUCUUGGAGCUUUUUCGGAGACACAAGGUGGGAACCUCCAUCACCCCCAACGACGUUUUCAUGCUCAACCUCACCGUCAUGGACCUGGUCUUCUUGUUUUUCAUCCCGUUCGGAUUGUGCAACUACAUCUUCUGGGACAUCAUCUCCUUUGGGAAGAUCACCAACUUCAUGUAUUCUCUGAACCUGGCUGGCCGGCCUCUCCUGACGGCGUGCAUCUGUCUGGACUGCUACCUGGCUGUGGUGCAUCCGGUCACCUACCGCGCCAACAAGAGCCUGGCUCCUCGGGUCCUCAUGGCCGCCGCCGUCUGGACUCUGACGGCGGCUCAAGGCAGCGCGUCCGUGGUCUUUGUGGAGCUGAACCACAGCGCCUGGGCCAUGCUGGUGUACAUCAUAGCGCUCCCCGUCAUUCUCAUCUGCGACGCCGCCAUCCUGUGGACUCUGAAGAAGUCGUACCGUGGAGGAGGAGACCUGCACCCCAAGAAGAAGAAGGCCCUGCAGGUCAUCACCAACAGCAUGGUCAUGACCGUCAUCUCCUACGUCCCCCCGGUGCUGGUGUACGUCUUCGGGAGUCUGAUAUUUCCUGACGAGAAGGAGUAUGACUGCUUUUUAGCAAUGCCUAUCCUCAUACUGCCGACUGCAGGGAGCACAAUCAUGCCUCUGCUCUAUUUGGGCAAUCUGGGGCGUCUGAAGAGCCCCUGCUGUUUGGAGUAG